UAACAGCCCACCUCCCCGGAAGGCCUCAGGGACUCCAGAGAAACUUGAGCCGGUAUCCUUUACUCUGUAGACCCAAACCAGAACCAUGUCACUGCGAGACUGCCAGGCGUGGAAGGAUGCUGGUCUCCCGCUCUCAACCACAAGCAAUGAAGCCUGCAAGCUGUUUGAUGCCACCCUGACCCAGUAUGUCAAGUGGACCAAUGACAAGAGUCUUGGUGGCAUCGAGGGCUGCCUAUCAAAGCUCAAGGCAGCAGAUCCAACCUUUGCCAUGGGUCAUGCCAUCUCUAACGGCCUUGUGCUCAUUGGCACGGGAAGUUCCGUGAAGCUGGACAAGGACCUGGACCAGGCUGUGAAGACGAUGGUGGAGAUCUCCAAAACCCAGACUCUGACACCUCGGGAGCAGCUGCAUGUGUCUGCAGUGGAGACGUUUGCCAAGGGGAACUUCUCCAAAGCUUGUGAUCUUUGGGAACAGAUUCUCCGGGACCACCCAACAGACAUAUUGGCCCUGAGGUUUGCCCAUGAUUCCUACUUUUACCUGGGCUACUUGGAGCAGAUGCGGGAUUCUGUGGCUCGAGUUUACCCCUUUUGGAAACCUAACGUCCCUCUUAACAGCUACGUGAAAGGCAUCUAUUCUUUCGGACUGAUGGAAACCAACUUCUAUGACCAGGCACUAAAGCUUGCCAAAGAGGCUUUGUCUGUUGAGCCAAAAGAUGCAUGGUCAGUGCACACUGUUGCCCACGUACAUGAGAUGAGAGCCGAGAUCAAGGACGGCAUGGAGUUCAUGAAGAACACCGAAGACCACUGGAAGGACUCUGAUGUGCUCGCUUCCCAUAAUUAUUGGCACUGGGCCCUGUACUUUAUUGAGAAGGGAGACUAUGAGACUGCGCUAACCAUCUAUGACAGCCAUAUCAUCCCGAGACUGCAAGCCAAAGAAACCAUGCUGAAUGUGGUGAACUGCUCUUCCAUGCUCUACCGUCUUCACAUGGAAGGGGUGCCCCUUGGCCAGCGCUGGCAGGCUGUCCUACCUGUGAUUAAGAAGCAUACCCGAGACCACAACUUUCUGUUCAAUGAAGCUCACUUCCUGAUGGCCUCCCUGGGUGCACGGGACCUCCAGACCACACAGGAGCUGAUGACUACCCUGCAGGAGGCCAGCAAGUCCCCUGGGGAGAACUGCCAUUACAAGUUGGCACAAGAUGUGGGGCUGCCCCUGUGCCAGGCCCUUGUGGAAGCUGAGAACGGGAACCCUGACCGAGCCGUAGAACUUCUCUUGCCAAUCCGCUACUGAAUUGUCCACAUUGGGGGCAGCAAUGCUCAGAGAGACGUCUUCAACCAGCUGCUGAUCCAUGCGGCCAUCAACUGCACCUCCAGCGCCCAUAAGAAUGUGGCCCGGAGCCUUCUGUUGGAGCGUGAUGCCUUGAAACCCAACUCACCCUUGACUGAGAGGCUCAUCCGCAAGGCAGCUACUGUCCAUCUUAUGUAGUGACCCAGGUCAAGUCCUUGGUCUACAGCUCAGCACUGACCUCCUGGCAUUGGGUUGACUUGUCUGGUUGGGUUAGGGUUUAGAAACAGAGGAUGAGGUUCAGUCCUGAGCAGAAUUCUCCAAAUCAGCAAUUUGGUAGAAAUAUGGGACACAAAUUAAUUUUGAUUGAUAAUCAGAAUUCCUGUCAGGGCCACCAUGCAUUUUAAGCCUCUGGAACCCAAGCAGUGCUAUUAUAUGUAGAUGCCUUGAACAUUGGAUUUUCUUGUCCUGAGGCUGGCAGUCAGAGCAGAGCUGUGGCCAGCUCAGCUGAGAGGUAUAGAAAUGCCUUCCACAUAUAACGGGUACUAGUGAAAGCUUUUCAUUUAUUUUUUUCUUAUAUUCUAUACAGGCUCUGCUGUCCCAUUUCCCUGGUGGUGGGGAACUCCAGUGAGCUGCCUGGGGUCCCAGCUAGCAGCGGAUUUUCCCUUUGAGUGGGGGAGGGGACUCUGCUUCAUUGGCUUUGGUUGUCAGCCCCAGACUGCUGCACCUGCCACCAUCCCCAAAGAUGAGGGGAAGGAUGGCUUCUGUGUCCCUGGGGGGAUUUGGUGGUGCUGACUGGAGCUUCUCUGAAACUGCACAUGGGAGUGAAUCUUGAGGGGUGUGGCUUCCCUGGCAGACCUCUGAUUCUGCUCUUAUGAGUAGGUCUGAGUCCUGAGCCCAGAGCUGCUCUGCUAUGGCAAAUAAUGAGAACCCUGACAUGGCUGCCACAAGACUUCAACCCAUCUCCUGCUUCCGUGACUGGGACAUCCUCCUGGAAGUGCUGGUGCAGGCUUGAUGCUUCCUCUGGAAGGACAGGUGCCAAUGCAAAGAUGUUCCUCAGGUCCCUUCAGUUCCCACUCAAGUGUGGAUUGAUUGGGCAGGUCUCCCAGGGGAUAUGGAGGUCUCCACACCCCCAAGCUUUGCUCAGUCUGCCCUGACCUGGACAAUUUCUGGGCAUUAAAAUCAUUUAACUGGUUCUUGUGACUAUUCAAUCCUAUGGGCACCUGUGAGCAUCUCUCUCCUAGGUGCCAGGUUUGGGUUGGGUCCUUGGGAGAUGGGCUUCUCCUUUUGAUUUUCAGUGGACGGUCAGCAAGUCAAGAAAUUGUAUAAUUGCUGUAGGAUUUUAAGAGGUACUGUCUCACUGGGACAGGCGCCCAGGGCAGAGCCUCCGCAUGAUUUUUUUUUUUUUUAAAUCGGAUUCCAAGUAAUAAUGAUUUACCCUGGAAGCAGAAGCCUUCCUCCCUCUUUCAGGAGCCUGUCACCCUGGCUGUGGGCUGGCGACAAUGCCUUCUCUUUGCUUGACGGCCCUCAGCACCUGCUCUUGGUAUUACACCACUUUCUGCUAUGAUUUCUCUCUGGUCAGGAAGCGUAAGCUCUGUACCACCCAGCUACUCGGUGGCUUCCACUGAAUCCCUGCCUGUAAAAGCUGGUGUGUAGGCUUUAAUGAAGAACAGCAUGAAUCUACCCAGGACAGACGCUGAUUUAAAGAGAAAGUGUGUGUGUCUGUGUCUGUGUGUGAAGAGAUGGCCCCAUAGUUAAGAUCAGAUGUUGCUCUUCUAGAGGACCAGAGUUCAGUUCCCAGCACCCAGGUGGCAGCUCACAACUGUCUGUAACUCCAGCCCUCAGGGGAUCUAACACCCUCUUCUGGCCACUGUAGGCAUCUGCAUUCUUUUACAUAUUCACACAUCAACAAAAAAGGAAUAAAAGUGUAUUGGUAAAGCCUAAAAAA
Messenger RNA from Peromyscus leucopus (white-footed mouse), 3227 nucleotides. Its product is annotated as tetratricopeptide repeat protein 38-like. The transcript is spliced from 14 exons. NCBI's taxonomy places the organism in Eukaryota, Metazoa, Chordata, Mammalia, Rodentia, Cricetidae. The coding region runs from base 86 to 1285 and encodes 399 amino acids. Gene Ontology annotation, molecular function: protein binding. The record is from RefSeq and is a predicted model, not a curated record.